This is a messenger RNA of Drepanopeziza brunnea f. sp. 'multigermtubi' MB_m1, 204 nucleotides long. Lineage: Eukaryota; Fungi; Ascomycota; Leotiomycetes; Helotiales; Drepanopezizaceae. The record is from RefSeq and is a predicted model, not a curated record.
AUGUUUGACCCCGGGUAUCCUGCUGAUAUAUCAAACACAGCUCCACCAGCCCAGCUACAAAUGCUCAUCCAUGAUGCGACCCCCCUCACGACGAGGUUGGCCGAUAGGCCGACCAUGCACCUUUAUUGGUCCGAACAGGUUGCUGGGCUGGUACUUGAUGUCCCAGUCCGUGGAGCCCAACUACCCUUGUACGAGAGGACGUAA